Dipodomys ordii (Ord's kangaroo rat) is the source of this 3768-nucleotide messenger RNA. RefSeq names its product anoctamin 4 (gene Ano4). Lineage: Eukaryota; Metazoa; Chordata; Mammalia; Rodentia; Heteromyidae. The coding region runs from base 135 to 3020 and encodes 961 amino acids. Gene Ontology annotation, biological process: chloride transmembrane transport. The transcript has 26 exons. Gene Ontology annotation, molecular function: chloride channel activity; protein dimerization activity. The record is from RefSeq and is a predicted model, not a curated record. Gene Ontology annotation, cellular component: plasma membrane.
GUUUAUCUAUUCAUGGGGCUGAAAAGCGCUUGCAAAUCCAUCAACGGCGGAGUGUGGCAAGCCGUCCAGGGUCACGUCGUCGCCUGCCUGUGGUCAGGCAUUCCUCACUCCCACCAGGCAGAAGGUCACUAAACAUGGAGGCAAGCUCUUCUGGAAUCAACAAUGGCAAAACCAAAGUUUUCCACGCAGAAGGAGGUGUGGAUUUGCAAGGCUACCAGCUGGAUAUGCAAAUACUGCCCGACGGCCCAAAGAGUGAUGUGGACUUUUCAGAGAUUCUUAAUGCAAUACAAGAAAUGGCCAAGGAUGUCAAUAUUCUUUUUGAUGAAUUAGAAGCUGUCAAUAGUCCUUGCAAAGAUGACGAUUCUCUCCUUCACCCUGGGAACCUGACAAGUACUUCAGAUGAUGCCAGCAGAUUAGAAGCUGGGGGAGAGACAGCUCGAGAAAGAAACAAAUCAAAUGGACUUUACUUUAGAGACGGCAAGUGUCGAAUAGACUACAUUCUCGUGUACAGAAAAUCUAACCCCCAGACUGAAAAGAGAGAAGUAUUUGAAAGAAAUAUUAGAGCAGAAGGAUUACAAAUGGAGAAAGAGUCCUCUCUAAUAAACAGCGACAUUAUCUUUGUGAAGUUGCAUGCCCCAUGGGAAGUCCUGGGAAGAUAUGCGGAACAAAUGAAUGUAAGGAUGCCUUUCAGGAGAAAAAUCUAUUACCUGCCCCGUCGGUACAAGUUCAUGAGCAGGAUCGAUAAACAAAUAAGCAGGUUUCGGAGAUGGUUACCUAAGAAGCCAAUGAGGCUGGACAAGGAGACACUGCCAGACCUGGAGGAGAAUGACUGCUACACUGCCCCUUUCAGCCAGCAAAGGAUCCAUCACUUCAUCAUACACAACAAAGACACUUUCUUCAACAACGCCACAAGAAGUAGAAUUGUGCAUCAUAUUUUACAAAGAAUAAAGUAUGAAGAAGGAAAAAACAAAAUAGGUCUGAAUCGCUUGCUUACCAAUGGCUCCUAUGAAGCUGCUUUUCCCCUUCACGAGGGAAGUUACAGAAGUAAAAACUCCAUUCGAACCCAUGGAGCAGUAAAUCACCGACAUCUACUCUAUGAAUGCUGGGCUUCCUGGGGUGUGUGGUAUAAAUACCAGCCUUUGGAUCUUGUAAGGCGGUACUUCGGAGAGAAGAUUGGGCUGUAUUUUGCCUGGUUGGGCUGGUACACCGGCAUGCUCUUCCCAGCUGCUUUCAUAGGAUUGUUCGUCUUUUUGUAUGGAGUCACCACCCUAGAUCACUGCCAAGUCAGUAAAGAAGUCUGUCAAGCCACAGAUAUCAUCAUGUGCCCUGUGUGUGAUAAAUACUGUCCAUUCAUGAGGCUGUCAGACAGCUGCGUUUACGCCAAGGUAACACACCUUUUUGACAAUGGAGCUACUGUCUUCUUUGCUGUGUUCAUGGCUGUCUGGGCCACAGUUUUCCUAGAAUUUUGGAAAAGACGCCGAGCUGUGAUAGCUUAUGACUGGGAUUUGAUAGACUGGGAAGAAGAGGAGGAAGAAAUACGACCCCAGUUUGAAGCCAAGUAUUCCAAGAAAGAGCGGAUGAAUCCCAUUUCAGGAAAGCCAGAACCUUAUCAAGCAUUUGCCGAUAAAUGCAGCAGACUUAUCGUUUCUGCAUCUGGAAUCUUUUUUAUGAUCUGCGUGGUGAUUGCUGCCGUGUUCGGGAUUGUCAUUUACCGGGUGGUGACUGUCAGCACUUUCGCUGCCUUUAAGUGGGCAUUAAUCAGGAAUAACUCUCAGGUCGCAACCACGGGGACGGCCGUGUGUAUCAAUUUUUGUAUCAUUAUGUUGCUGAACGUGGUAAUAGAGAGGGUCGGAUCUGUCCCCUCAACCUCUGCUCCCCUUUAUUCCACAGAACAGCCUCGCACAGAGUCCGAAUGGGAGAACAGCUUCACCCUGAAAAUGUUUCUUUUUCAGUUUGUCAAUCUGAACAGCUCCACGUUUUACAUUGCAUUCUUCCUUGGAAGAUUUACAGGACACCCAGGUGCCUACUUGAGGCUGAUAAACCGGUGGAGACUAGAAGAGUGCCACCCUAGUGGAUGCCUUAUUGAUCUCUGUAUGCAAAUGGGUAUUAUAAUGGUGCUAAAGCAGACCUGGAAUAAUUUCAUGGAACUUGGCUACCCGUUAAUUCAGAAUUGGUGGACUAGAAGGAAAGUCCGACAAGAACACGGGCCUGACAGGAAAGUAAAUUUCCCACAGUGGGAAAAAGACUACAAUCUUCAGCCGAUGAACGCCUACGGACUCUUUGAUGAAUACUUGGAAAUGAUUCUUCAGUUUGGAUUUACAACUAUCUUUGUGGCAGCUUUUCCUCUAGCGCCACUUCUGGCCUUACUGAAUAACAUAAUUGAAAUCCGACUUGAUGCUUACAAGUUUGUCACACAGUGGAGGAGACCUUUAGCUUCAAGGGCCAAAGACAUAGGAAUUUGGUAUGGAAUUCUUGAAGGCAUUGGGAUUCUCUCUGUUAUUACCAAUGCAUUUGUCAUCGCAAUCACGUCAGACUUUAUUCCUCGCUUGGUGUAUGCUUAUAAGUAUGGACCAUGUGCAGGCCAAGGAGAAGCUGGACAGAAGUGCAUGGUUGGCUAUGUGAAUGCCAGCUUGUCUGUAUUUCGGAUUUCUGACUUCGAGAACCGGUCUGAGCCUGAGUCUGAUGGCAGUGAGUUCUCAGGGACUCCUCUCAAGUACUGCAGAUACCGAGAUUACCGGGACCCUCCUCACUCGCUGGUGCCCUAUGGCUACACACUGCAGUUCUGGCAUGUCCUGGCCGCCCGGCUGGCUUUCAUCAUUGUGUUUGAGCACCUCGUGUUUUGUAUAAAGCACCUCAUUUCCUAUCUGAUCCCAGACCUCCCAAAAGAUCUAAGGGAUCGAAUGAGAAGAGAGAAGUACUUGAUCCAAGAGAUGAUGUAUGAGGCAGAACUGGAGCGCCUCCAGAAAGAACGGAAGGAGAGGAAGAAAAAUGGAAAAGCACACCACAACGAGUGGCCCUGAGCAGGUAAUAGUUCAUUUUCAGGCCAAGGACCUGACUUUUGUUUACUUCUCCCAGCUGUGCAAAAGCACAUUUAAACGAAUGACUAACAAUGCAACCACAGUGCAUGCUACAGACACCGGCAGCGCCCCGGGCAGGUCGGCAGCCAGUGGAGGACUGACGGCGGAGCGGAGCCCUGCUGCUGAGACACCUGCUGCCCUCCAGCACACAAUUGCUAUCUAUCCAUUGACCAUUCUUGACAAAGACAAGCAUGCACCUUCUGGGCAGUUCCAUUCUCCAGUUUUUAAAACCAAGGGGGAACUUGUAUACUGGGCCUGUUUUCUCAGCCUGUUUGCUACCUUUUUUGCAUUCUACCCCAUGUGAAUUUUACAGACUCUGGGCUAACAAGGGUAAUUUGGACACCUGGACAUACAUUCUUAGAAUGUGAUCAUGUCCUAACUCUCACAUCACCAAAUGACACAGAAAUGACCCUGUUUACAAUGUUUUCUUUCUUUUUUUUUUAAUUUCAGAUCUUUCUGAGGAGAUUAUUAUAUAUGACAUAUCUAUAGCUAUGUGUAUGGCCAUAGAUGUAUUUCUGUGUGUACAUAUGUAUAGUCAUGUAUUCUGACAUAUGUACAUACAAUUACAGAGAUAUAUUAAAUGCAUAGAAACCCCUGACUUGUACAUAGCCAAAAAGUACUGACACGAAUGACUAAUUUUCACAGUCAAAUAGUCAUCAACAUGAAGCCAUGGUUAAUGCUUGUAUACUGU